AACUUUUGUCUUUUCGUAUUUAUCUUCUGCUAGUUUUUUCGUUUGUGGUUGUUGUGAGUCGAUUCAAAAAUUGAAAUAUAUCUUUUCGGUGUGCUUAGCAAGUAGUUUACUUUGCCAUAUUCUAUUUGAUUCUCUUGGAGUAAAAUUUCCUUCGUGUAGAAGUCGUUAUUGAACGUAGCCACUCAACAUAUUGAAAGUGCCUUGUAAGCUGGUGGCGGGGCAAUGUCCAAUUCGGCUGGUGUUAAGAAACCUUCUAAAGCAAACUAUAAAUUGAAAUAUAAGCUCCUUAAACGCUGUGUCAAAGAAAUUGUGCUGGAAAAUGCUGCUCUAUGUGACAGAGCCUCAGAAAUGCAGCAUCAAAUCUUAGUGGCCCAAGAAGAGAGGAAGUUCUUAUGGAAAAAAUACACAGCAACCCAAGGAAACAACUUCAUUAGUGAAGACAUGUUGAUGAACUCUGGAGCACCAAGUCAACCAGUAACUGAACAGAAGAAAACAAGAAGAACUCCAACACAGAAAAAUAGUAGUUCCUCAAAACCACGCCAAAGCCUUUCUUCAAGGCCAAAACAAAAGAGAAAAUUGGAUGAAACUCCAAGUAAUGAUACAGCUAUAAUAGCAAAUGGCUAAAUUGCAACAAUAAUAUUGAAUUGAAAUUUUCUGUGUCAAACAUUUAAUAAACAUAAGAUGUUAACAAAAGAA
Messenger RNA from Daphnia magna, 696 nucleotides. Its product is annotated as transforming growth factor beta regulator 1-like. The coding region runs from base 223 to 624 and encodes 133 amino acids. The record is from RefSeq and is a predicted model, not a curated record. The transcript is spliced from 3 exons. Lineage: Eukaryota; Metazoa; Arthropoda; Branchiopoda; Diplostraca; Daphniidae.